Messenger RNA from Symbiodinium sp. CCMP2592, 2136 nucleotides. The record is from the annotation of a GenBank genome assembly. NCBI's taxonomy places the organism in Eukaryota, Dinophyceae, Suessiales, Symbiodiniaceae.
AUGUCGCAGGGGUCAUUCGCGUCAUUGCAAAUUCAUCGCGCAGGGUUUGAGGAGGAGGAGCACCACAAGAAGGUGGAGCUGGAAGAGGCGCUGCAGAGCCACCUUUGGCAGAAGGAGCCCACAGGCGUCAGCUCAACGUCAGGGCAUGGUUACAUUGGGGGCGAGCACGACAGAGGCGACAGCGAGAAAGACAUCCGCGAGGUGGAACCCUGGAGCGAGUUGGACGAUCUUCUGUUCAGAGCCAUUGAAGAGCGGGACGCCGCGUCGGUGCAGUUGUUGGUGGAGUGUCGAGUGGACCCGGAGAAGCACUCCAACGAAGAGAAUAGUCACAUCUCGGCCGUGCACCUCACAGUCGAGAUCGGCUGGGUGGAUGGAAUCAGGUAUCUUUGCAAAGUGAAAGCGGAUGUCAACUUGGCACCAGAGAAGUGCAGUUCGCCGCAGCCUGGUACCUCCCGAUUCUACCGCUUUUAUUGCUGGGAUUGGGACUGCUUUGGCUUGGGCACGACAACGGCGCUGAGACGCCCACGCAGUCCCGCCUGGCAUCGGCGUCAAAGGCGGGCAAGGCACAAGGCCAGGAAGGCCGCGAGAAAAGGGCGCUCCUCAGCGGCGCAGCUUUUUCUGCUUGCGACCCACCACGGGAGCAUGGCUCCCAAGCAAGGAGGUGCUGGCAGUCAGUCAUCACAGAAGGGCGGCCCAGGAAAGGGCAAAGAGAAAGCGGACAAUCCGCAGGUCACAAAGAUCGAAUUUGGACUGCCCCCUUCGAUGGUCCAAUCCUUACAAUCGAUCGCGACCAGGGCUACACAGGACUUGUGGAGCCAGACAGCCUUUACUGCCGAGAAUGCCACCGUCGAACAGUUAGCCCAGCGAAGUGCAAACGCCCUGGGCCGACUGUCGAGGCGGUUGAACGGCAAUGUCCGCGCCAAGAAGGACCUUCAGGAUGCGCUGCUGGCAUGGCUGUCUACAAUGGGACAGCAUCUUUUGGGCCUUGCCCACCGUGUAGAUGCUCUCAGCCGGAAGGUGGACGAGGAUACAGUCGCUGCAGUGGAAGAAAUGCGCCAAGUCAUGGCGGCACAACCCUCCGUGACCACGGAGGAGCAGCUCGACCGUGCGAUCCAGUCUUUGGGGCCAGUUUGGUCCGAGGGCCAAGUGGUGGAGGUUCAGCGUUUGGCAGCAGCUCUUCGAGCCUUCUCCACGACCCUGGCCAUGCCUUCGGGGACUCAAGUUCCAGUGCCAGGGCUGGCAGGUGUGCACAGAGGUGGCCCCUUUCUAGGGAUGCAAGCUGCAGCAGGACCAUCUUCGGAUGUUCCCAUGUUUUCUGGCCCUCAGCAGCCCGCUGGAGACCUCGCUGCCGACCACAGCUCGGAGAUGAGCUUUGGGCCCUUGGGCAACACAUCCAGCCAGGCCCCUUCCGGAAUGGACGGCCAGCGAAGUGGCCGAUGGCGGAAACGCAGCGGAGGCAAUGUCGACCGGCCCUCCAAAAGCCCGCGUCGGGACCUGGAGGGUGCACCGUGGCCUGGAGAAGCCACAGGACGCACCCCCGAAGGCCUCAAACGCGAUGCCCAGACCGCUGUUGCCGACGACGACCCAGAAUUACUGCCGGCCACUGCAACAGCAAGUGCCUGGGUUGUGUCAUGGUUGGCUCUCCUUCGCUUCGCUGUGGACAGCGGAGCCGACUUGGUGGGCGAAGUCAGCAGCUGCCCCCAGCAAGACAAGGCCAUGCAGCUCACUCUGGAUGCUCAAGCGCAGGAUGUGGUUCUACGCACUGCCGAAUCGGUCUGGACUGCUCUGGAAAAUGCUGUGGCGGACCCGGCUCAUGCCGACCUGCAAUCGCUCUUUCUAUCUCUGCAGGGAUUUCUACACAGUGUACGGGGAUGCGCCAAUGCUCUGCCACAGGUUCGUCAGGGCCUGCUGGUGGCUGCGCUCCUGUCCAAUGGGAACCUCAGGGACCCGUUUGCAUACGCCCCCUCCACCGCUCAGGAAUGGUUGUUUCCGGACCUUCUCCUGGAAGCAGGGGUGCCAUUGCGCGGGUUUGUGGCAAAGGAAGCUUCAAUGGAUGCACAUGUUCAAGUUUUGCUGCGCAUGCCUUCGCCUAUGAGGCCAGUUGGACCGGACACCUGCCAGAACGAGCUCGAGUGA